Messenger RNA from Anarrhichthys ocellatus (wolf-eel), 6162 nucleotides. RefSeq names its product membrane associated guanylate kinase, WW and PDZ domain containing 1b (gene magi1b). Gene Ontology annotation, molecular function: protein binding. Gene Ontology annotation, cellular component: cell-cell junction; cytoplasm. Gene Ontology annotation, biological process: signal transduction. The transcript has 23 exons. The record is from RefSeq and is a predicted model, not a curated record. The coding region runs from base 496 to 4413 and encodes 1305 amino acids. NCBI's taxonomy places the organism in Eukaryota, Metazoa, Chordata, Actinopteri, Perciformes, Anarhichadidae.
GCACAGACUGGGAAUGAGACUCCGCUAAGUGCACGAGAGCGUCGUACCUGGUCAAACGAGUCGCGCGGACGCUGUGUCAACCACCGACAAAGUAGCUGUUAACUGGACAAAAGAAGGAAACACCGUUUAAAGUGAGUUUAUAAGAACUGAGAGGAUUUAAUAAGUGGGCUGGAGACGCGAGUUGGAGCCGUGGCACGUGUGGAAAUGACAUCGAUAAAGACGGAUUAAACUGCAGGGAUGUUAAAGGGAAUGAUGAAAACAACAUCUACACAGUAAAAGGAGUGACUCCGGAGCCGAAGGGAAUGGCUUGAUUUCUCACCCCGGGGAGCGAGCGGUGGGACAAUACUGUCGGAGGCACUCAUGUUUCUGUGGAAGAGAAGGAAAGUUUGCUGCGCUUCACCCGGAUACAAGUCUACUUUCUGAGAGGCAUUUUGCUGCUGUGACUAUUUCUCACCCCAGUGAGCAAGAGCCCGACCGGCUCUAAAACUGUUCACAAUGUCCAACCCCGCGCUGAAGAAAACCCACUGGACCUCCAGAAUGAACGAGUGCUCCGUCUCCAAAGAUGCCCGCGGUGACUUGAACGUGCCACUGCGCGGCGGAGCGGAGAACGGGGAGUUCGCCUACAUCGGGCAACUUAACGAGGACGUCGUGCUUUACAAAAUUGGAAAAAUAUAUGAAGGAGAACUGCUGCUGGAGGUGGAGAAUCUCUCUAUUUCGGGAUUACCCUUGUACGACGUACAGACCGUGAUAAAGAACUGCAAAGGUCCCGUCCGGUUGAAAACUGUCAGGCAAGGAAGUAAGCUGAACAAGGACCUGAAGCACUACCUGAGCCAGCGCUUCCAGAAAUCCUCGGCUGACCACGAACUGCAGCAGACCAUCCGAGACAACCUCUAUCGCCAUGCCGUGCCUUGUACAACCCGCACCCCCCGUGACGGAGAAGUUUCUGGCGUGGACUACAACUUCCUUCCAGUGGAGGACUUCCUGGAGUUGGAGAAGAGUGGGACCCUGUUGGAGAUAGGAACGUAUGACGGAAACUAUUAUGGGACGCCCAAGCCACCGGUGCAGCCCCCCAGUGGGAAAGUAAUUAACAGUAGCGGUAGCGGCGGUGAUGCCCCACUGCCAGACGGGCUCAGCGGUAGCCUGCCGGGCUCGCAGCACUCCACUCCCCGACGCAGCAAGUCCUACAAUGACAUGCACAAUGCUGGACUAGUGCCUGGAGAGCCGCAGGAGGACGACGAGGACCUCCCUGACAUGAACAGUAGCUUUACAGGAGAUUCUAGUGAAUUAGACGAGAUUCCUCACUCAGUGCGCCCCUUCGCCCCCCGCAAGAGUGACCCGCCCUACAUUGGGAGAACCCCCUCACCAUCGGCCACCACGGAGAGCACUCAGCAGUCACACUCUCACCUGAGCCAUCCUCCCCCGGAGGAUCCUCUGGGAACGCUGCCCGACAAUUGGGAGAUGGCCUACACCGAGAACGGAGAGGUCUACUUCAUAGACCACAACACAAAGACCACCUCCUGGAUAGACCCUCGGUGCAUGGACAAGCCUCAGAAACCUUUGGAAGAAUGUGAAGAUGAUGAAGGGGUACACACGGAGGAGCUGGACAAUGACCUAGAACUUCCACCAGGAUGGGAGAAAAUAGACGAUCCAGUGUACGGGGUCUACUAUGUUGAUCACAUCAACAGGAAGACCCAGUAUGAGAAUCCAAUGUUGGAGGCUAAGAGGCGCAGGCAGCUGGAGCAGCAGCAGCCUCAGCAGCCUCAGCCCCAAAGCCAGCAGCCACCCGAAGAAUGGAUCGAGGACUCGGUGUUGGCAGGGGUCCCGCUGGCCAGCUAUGCUGCCAACCACCAGGAGACCUACAGGGACCCUCAGAAAGGACCUCCAAUGCCCAACGCGAUGGGACAGAAACGAGGGAAGCCUUUCUUUACCCGGAACCGAUCCGAGCUGAAGGGGACUUUUAUCAAUACCAAGCUGAAAAAGAGUCGCCGGGGGUUCGGUUUCACUGUCGUGGGAGGCGACGAGCCAGACGAGUUCCUGCAGAUCAAGAGCCUGGUCCUGGAUGGACCGGCCGCCCUCGAUGGCAAAAUGGAGACAGGGGACGUGAUCAUUAACGUCAACGACACAUGCGUGCUGGGCUACACCCAUGCCCAAGUUGUGAAGAUCUUCCAGUCCAUCCCAAUCGGCUCCAUGGUGAACUUGGAGCUGUGCCGCGGCUAUCCGCUGCCCUUUGACCCCGAUGACCCCAACACGAGCCUGGUUACCUCGGUGGCCAUCACCGACAGCAAAGACCCGAUCAUCGUCAACGGCCAGGCGGGCUCCCACAGCUACGACUCGCCGUCCAGCCACGGCAGUCACAACAACAACAUCGGCUCGACCAACGGGGGGGCGCCCCUCAACGGCCUCCCCCGGUCCCACAGCCCCUCGGUGGAGGCUGACACCUCCUCCCAGCACGGCUACCCCAGCGAUGUGGUCACCCUGGCCUCGUCCAUCGCGACGCAACCGGAGCUCAUCACCGUGCACAUGGAGAAAGGAGACAAGGGCUUCGGCUUCACCAUCGCCGACAGCCCCGGCGGCGGAGGGCAGAGAGUGAAGCAGAUCGUGGACUACCCGCGCUGCCGCGGCCUCAAGGAGGGCGACAUUAUCGUGGAGGUGAACAAGAGAAACGUGCAGAGCAUGUCGCACAACCAGGUGGUCGACCUGCUCAGCAAGUGUCCCAAAGGCAGCGAGGUCACCAUGCUGGUGCAGAGAGGGGUGGCACCUGCAAAGAAGAGCCCAAAACUGCAGCAAUUGUCGAGAAAGGACAGUCAGAACAGCUCCCAGCAUAGCGUUUCCAGCCACCGGAGCGCCCACGCAGACUCGCCCUUGCACCCGUCCCUGGCGCCGCCUCUCAGCGAGAGCAUCGCUCCCCCGCCCCCUUCUCAGCCCCUGCCAGGCCUGCCUCCCCAGGACUCCCCGGCAGACGGCACCAUCCAAAGAAAACCGGACCCCUUUAAGAUCUGGGCCCAGUCCAGGACCAUGUAUGAAAGUAGGCUUCCAGACUUCCAGGAGCAGGACAUUUUCCUGUGGAGGAAGGACACGGGCUUCGGCUUCAGGAUCCUCGGAGGCAAUGAGCCAGGAGAGCCGAUCUACAUCGGCCACAUAGUGAAGUACGGCGCGGCAGACGAGGACGGACGCCUGCGUUCCGGCGAUGAGCUGAUAUGCGUGGACGGCACAGCGGUGGUGGGCAAGUCGCACCAACUGGUGGUGCAACUGAUGCAGCAGGCUGCCAAGCAGGGCCACGUCAACCUCACUGUGCGACGCAAAGCCAACUACGCCGCUAAAGCCGAGGGAGAUGUGCCUCCAUCGCCGGCGUCCUCCCACCACAGCAGCAACCAGGCGCCCAGCCUGACGGAGGAGAUGGGGAAGCGCACCCCACAGGGCAGCCAGAACUCCCUCAACACCGUGAGCUCCGGCAGCGGCUCCACCUCCGGCAUUGGCAGCGGGGGAGGGGGCGGAGGGGCGGGCGGCAGCGGGAACGCCAUGGUCGCCUCAGCAGUCGCCGCCGCCACCACCUCCUCUCAGCCCCCCAACGUCGUCUCCAACGCCUCCUCCGCCUUUCAGCCCUACGACGUGGAGAUCCGCCGCGGCGAGAACGAGGGAUUCGGCUUCGUCAUCGUCUCUUCGGUGUCGCGGCCCGAAGCCGGCACCACCUUCGCUGGCAAUGCAUGUGUGGCCAUGCCCCACAAAAUAGGCCGCAUCAUCGAGGGCAGCCCAGCGGACCGCUGCGGGAAGCUGAAGGUGGGCGACCGCAUCCUGGCUGUGAACGGGUGCUCCAUCACCAACAAGUCCCACUCGGACAUCGUCAACCUCAUCAAGGAGGCCGGCAACACCGUCACACUACGCAUCAUUCCUGGAGACGAGUCAUCAAAUGCGUCUUUGUUGACCAAUGCGGAGAAGAUCGCCACUAUAACCACCACUCACACAUCUCAGCAGCAGGCUGCGCCGGAGGCCAGGAACAACACCAAACCAAAACAGGAAUCGUAUGAAUUUGAAGCGCCCCCGGGCCCUCCACCUCAAGCCCCGACACAAGUCUCAGCUCAGGAUUCUGAGUUCUACUCAGUGGACCUGGAGCGGGACAACAAAGGCUUUGGCUUCAGCCUGCGGGGAGGCAGAGAAUACAACAUGGACCUGUACGUGCUGAGGCUAGCUGAGGAAGGAGCAGCCGUCCGCAACGGAAAGAUGAGGGUCGGUGAUGAAAUCUUGGAGAUCAAUGGCGAGAGCACCAAGGGCAUGAAGCACGCGCGAGCCAUCGAGCUCAUCAAGAGUGGAGGCCGGCGCGCCCAUCUGGUGCUCAAGAGGGGUGAUGGCUCUGUGCCUGAAUAUGGUGGGUCAAUCUACGAAAACAUUCCCUUCUCCCCCAUCUUCACGCCCUGAGCCACGGGACACCCAGGGGACACCCAGGGGACACCCAGUGGACGGUGGUGGGUCGAAGGGGAAAGAACUAUAUUACCCUCUGAGGACCCUUCGCCCAUCCCUGGGACAAACCCACCAGGGAGGGGGAAGGGCUUGCUUGGUCUUGGGUCUCUUUCUGGUGGAGGUCUCUACUGGGCUUUGGGAUUUUUUUUUUUGGGGGUGGGGGGGAGCAGGGGUGGAGGUUGUUCCUCUGGAUGCUGUUGCCCUCCCCCCCGCCCUCCUGCUGUCACCUGCUCUCAGUUUCCAUGUCAUCCCGCUGUCACUUUUCACCUUCUGGCCACUGAGCAAAAGCACUCUGCUGGGACUUUAAAUGGUGGUGGGUCUGAUUCCAGUGCUACAUGAAAGUAGAAACUGUUUACAAGGUUUGAAUGAGCAGAGUAGUGGAAGAUCAGUGUUUCUUGUUAUAUUGAGGGCUCCAACUCCUCAUUUAACACGUAUUUAAGUGUUAAGAGGAAGGAAACCUUGAUUCUUUGCAUCCCGUGAUAAAGUGGGACAUCUCGCAGCUUUGGUUAGGACGUGACACAAACGUAUUUAUGAUAUUUAUUGAAGGUGAAUGUAAGCUACUGAACUCUUAAGGGUUUUAAGUGAGUGAACUGUAUUGAAAAGAAAAGGCAAUCUGAUGCUUUUUUUGUUUUGUUGCUAUUUUAAAGAGGAAAAUCUCACAAUACUGUGCUUGACAUUACUCACUAGUCCAUGGAUUUUAUUUGCACCCACACUGUUAAUGUCAUUGAAAAGCUGUGACGAUAGGAACGCCACCCAUCUCCGUUCAGAAACGAAAAAGAGUCGCUCCAGUUCUAUAGACGUUUUGUACAGUGAUGAACAGAAUAGAGGCAUUUUUACAAGUAUUUUUGUUCCGUGUACAGAGCCAUGAUCAAAGCCACAUAUUAAUGGAUCAAAGUCUAUUGCUGCAUGAACUUGUCAAAAGUGUAAAUUGGAUUUUUUUUUCCUCCCUUCUAUUGUCUAUUUUCCAUAAUAUUUAUGGAACCUUUGUUUUUUUUAAUCGUACUGACCAGUUCUGAUUGAUAGUCACGAGUCAUCCUAAAUGUUUUUCUUUUUGUUACUUUUUCAGUGGAGUCUUGAAAAGUUCGUCAAUGUAAUUUUAUUUGCGCUCAGAAUGUGCUGUCUUAACCUGCACCGAUGUGACAUCAUGUGAACUUGUAUAUUUUUGGAUCAUUGUUUGUACUCUUUAGUUGGCACAACCUUUGACAGUCUCGCCAGUAUUGCUUUUGAUUUCUGUCAGCAAUGUGAAACUUCUUCAUACGCUGUCGUUUGUGGCUGUGAGUCUCACUGUCUUUAUUUUUCUGGUGUUUGGGUUUCUGCUGCUUCUUUGUCCACAUGUGUAGGUGUGUGUGGGUUAGUGUGUCGGGAGUGUGUGCGCGCGCUUGGUUCCAGGACUUUUCUCUGUAACUGAUGGGUUCCACUGACGGGUUUGGGCAAUUUCCUGGACUGUCUCUUUAUUCUGAAUGACUCAAUGAUCAAAUAAACACUUUUUUUUCAUUGAAAAAUCUACACAAUAAUUCUCCUUUUCUUCCUUCAAGUUGGUUCCAAGCGAUCUAAACCCUGUGCUCUUCUCUUUUCUUUCCUUCCGUAUUGCACUGGGCUCUUGUCUUCCUUCAGGAUUGGUCGUUCCCCAUCUCACUGCAUGUAUGAGAAAUGACAAGAUGGGGGAGGCCUCUGUCCUCCAAAAUCAGACCACGGUUUGUAACUGUC